GGGGGCGGGCGGACGAUCUGAGACUCGGUAUCGCGGCGGCGGCAGCGGCACGGCUACACCGAGUUGGGCUCCUUCCCUCAUCUGCCCUCCCCUUCUCCCCCUCCCCUCACCUGUGGUUCCCGAGGCGCCCGAGACGUGCGGCGAGGCGGCGACAAGCUCUGGGUGAGGGUCCCUGGAGUGUGAGCGCCUUCCCCCGGGCGAAGAGGGUCAACACACUAUCCUGAGAGUCCACCCUCCCAAGAAGAAGGGACAGAAAGAAAGGUCUCUUUGUAAGAAAGCCUUGUGUAUCCCAUGAACCAGACAGCGAAAAACGGAUUGGAGUACAUCAGGACUCCAGAGCCAGAAAUACGGCUCAGAAAAGGACCCCAACUUGAUGGUACAAGGAGAGGUGAUAAUGACAAUCACCAAGGAGAUUUGGAGCCUGUUAUAGAGGCAUCUGUUCUUUCUAUCCAUCAUAAAAAAAGCUCUGAGGAACAUGAGUGUAAUGAUGAAGCUUCUCAGGAAGAGGAGGGGUUUAUGGGCAUGUCCCCUCUCUUACAAGCCCAUCAUGCUAUGGAAAGAAUGGAAGAGUUUGUUUGCAAGGUUUGGGAAGGUCGAUGGCGAGUAAUUCCUCAUGAUGUCCUACCAGACUGGCUCAAGGAUAAUGAUUACCUUUUACAUGGACACCGGCCCCCUAUGCCUUCUUUCCGGGCCUGUUUUAAGAGCAUUUUCAGAAUACACACAGAGACAGGCAACAUCUGGACACAUCUCUUAGGUUGUGUAUUCUUCCUGUGCCUGGGGAUCUUUUAUAUGUUUCGCCCAAACAUCUUCUUUGUGGCCCCUCUGCAAGAAAAGGUGGUCUUUGGGUUAUUCUUCUUGGGGGCCAUUCUCUGCCUUUCUUUUUCAUGGCUCUUCCACACGGUCUACUGCCACUCAGAAGGGGUCUCCCGACUCUUCUCUAAACUGGACUACUCUGGUAUUGCUCUUCUGAUUAUGGGAAGUUUUGUUCCUUGGCUUUAUUAUUCUUUCUACUGUAACCCACAACCUUGCUUCAUCUACUUGAUUAUCAUCUGUGUGCUGGGCAUCGCAGCCAUUAUAGUGUCCCAGUGGGACAUGUUUGCCACGCCCCAGUAUCGAGGAGUACGAGCAGGAGUGUUUUUGGGCCUUGGCCUGAGUGGAAUCAUUCCUGCCUUGCACUAUAUCAUCUCGGAGGGGUUCCUGAAGGCUGCCACCAUAGGACAGAUCGGCUGGUUGAUGCUGAUGGCCAGUCUCUAUAUCACAGGGGCUGCCCUGUAUGCGGCCCGCAUUCCUGAACGCUUCUUUCCUGGCAAGUGUGACAUCUGGUUUCACUCUCAUCAGCUCUUCCACAUCUUUGUGGUUGCUGGCGCUUUUGUUCACUUCCAUGGGGUCUCAAACCUCCAGGAGUUCCGGUUCAUGAUCGGCGGAGGCUGCAGUGAAGAGGAUGCACUGUGACACCUGCAGUAGCCAGGGCUAGGGCCCUGAGCCAGGGCCUGCUGCACCUGCAGGCUUUUCCCUUCCUGGCCAUUGAUGCCAGUACCCGAGGAGCCCCAAAACUUUGACAGCCUCGUGCGCUUGGUGACACACCAGAGGCUCCAUGUGGCACAUGACUGAGAAGAGAAAAACAAAAAUAAAUCAUACCUCAAAGGAUGGAGUGCAUCAAUUUGGGGAAAAGGAGAAAUGGUCCAAACCCCGGUGUAUUCUUGGGAUGUACUGAUUGAGGGCUCUGCAAGACCCUUGGCAAACUGGCUUCUGAUCCAUAUCAUAUUUAUUUGAUGGGGAAACAGUUUAGCUGGCAGUUGGUUCUUCUCUCCCUUUCUCUCUCCUUAAAACAAUAAUUCAAACCAAUUUAGGUGAACAUUUAUAUCCUAUCAAGGGGUGGGAAUGUGAUUUUAGAUGCUCUUUUGGGAGAACAAACAAGUUAAUGUAAAUAAGAUUUCUAACUUACUGUUUAAAUAAGAAUUUAUAUAAAUGUUUAAAACAUAGGGGUGGGGGGGAGGGAGAAUUUUUGUAUAGAAUGAAACAUGCAAGUACCACACACUGUUCAAUUUUGCACAAAGUGACCGUAGGAGGAUCAGGUGAUGGCCCCAGAAUGUAUAAUGCCUUGGUGCGCCAUGCUGCCUUCUGAAGGCUGUCAUACCCUAGACCCUGGUGGGGCAGAGAGCACAGCCCCUGCCCGGUGAUCACAUCGCCACUCUCAUGCCUGAGAGCCUUGGGGAGUCCUGAGGGAGAGGGAGGUUGGUAUGUGUUUUCUAAGGAAGCAGCAAGUGAAUGGCUGACAGGAUGUUAGUUAAAAGCUCUAGUUCAGGUGUCCUUUGAGAGACCCACUUCUUUUUUAUGCCAAUGAUCCUCUCUAAGGAGCAGAGUCACCUGCUGCAGAAAGUCAGUUAUGCUUGCAGGAGGGUAGAGGAGACUAGGAGCUCUGGAAAUGUUAGCACAGGGCUGGGCUGGGUGCUUCCUGGCAUCCUGUUCAUUUUGGGGUGAUUUUCAUCUGAUUGCAGGGAUGUGACAGUUUUCCAUAUCCUUGUUGUGGAGCUUUUGGAGUAUCCUGGAAAUGUCACUCUAUGAAAAUCCCUGCCCUAACUACCCUUCCUCCUCUUGGAAAUAAAAAUGGAACUUUUCCCAGCAUCAUCCUUCUUGGCAUGGAGCCAACCAGGAGAGUCUUGUCCAGGUGCCCCCUGAGCUCCUUUACCAAGGCUGGGAGACGCUUCCUUCGGAUUAGGGAAGACGAGUGUCACCUGGCACUCUGUCUUGGUGAACGUUGGUGUGGCAGACAGAUCUGCUCUCCUUGAACAAAAAAGCCACUAAAACUCUUGAAAGCAGGGCCUAAUACCCACCAAGGAGUAGCAGCAGUAUCUGAAUCCCAAUUUUAAGGGAUAGUGUGGUGGUGGGACGUUUUAAAAGGAAAUUGUAUGUUAUUGCCAAGGAGUCUAGGAGAAUCUUGAAAACUAUCUUUGAAGAGUUGCUAGAAGAAAAAAAAAAAAAAGAUUACUUAUGUCUUCAAGGUUACCCUGCUAUGGCAUCAGGGAGAGUGUUAGGGGAAGGCUCUGGUUCAUAUGAUCCUCACUUGGCUCAUAGGCAAACCACCCAGAUGGCACUGGAAUCUUAGGUUACUUACUGUCAUCCAAGGCUGCAGGUGAUCGUUACAUCCUGGGACUGUGUGCAUUAGAAUAAACACUGAGGCCCCAAGCAUGGGGCUGGCAUCCUCCACUGGGUGUUUGAAAAUGUGGGAAGGGUCUCCUAUUUAUUCCUUAUGGGGUUUUCUCGGUUCUUUCUCUCCCUUUCAAUCUCCAGCAAAAGCUGGCAUCCAGGAAGAAAGAAUCCAUUGUAGAACUUGGGAGGAACUUAAAGAGUAUUUUGGUUCUGGAUAAGGUCACUACCCUGGGUGCUAGGUGGACCCAGCAAAAGACGCAGUGCGUGAACCAGUUCAGUGCCUGACAGAAUAAAGAGCAGUAUUACUCCCUCUGAGGGGACAGUCCAGCAGGGCAGUGCCAUGUGGAAGGAAGCUCACUUAGCUCCUGGAAGCAGCAGCACAUAUCAGAAGCCAGACUUGCUCUUCGGUCAUGCUCUUUGAGGUGCGGGGUGGAAGAUGCAGCCUUGACACAACACCAACAGAGGUAGCUGUCUCUGGGCCCAGUCACCCCACACCCCAAAGAGGAGCCCAAUCUGGUUCAAUAUAGCACAAACCCUUAGCAAACAUGAAAUUUAACAUCAACGAUGUAUAAUCCAGUAAAAAUCUCUCCUUAGGGUGUGUGUGGGUGUGUGCGUACCCAUUUAUAAGUGUGUGUCUGUGCAACUGACUACCAACAGCCUCACUGCACUUGAUCUUACAGUGCUCGCUGAGAACUCUCACCAGGUUGGCGCCUGAAUGCCUUACUCUCAGCAGUCCGAGGCUUGCUUGCUCUGUGCAGAUUUUUAAUUUUCUUUUUUGGCCCUAGGCUGAUUAGGACCUCUACAGCUUCAUACUAUCACCAUUAAAUAGUGGCCUUUUUCAGUAUUUUUUCCUUACCCUUUAAAAAUUGCUGAAGCCACAAAGCACAUGUUUUGGGGAUCAUAGAAGUUUGGGGUUUCAGAAAGGCAUCUGUGUGAUGGUUCAUUCACCAUGGGAUUUCCCUAUUUGCUGUAUACUCAACUUCUAAUAAAAGGAACCAAGUGGAAAAUGAA
This is a messenger RNA of Eptesicus fuscus (big brown bat), 4161 nucleotides long. RefSeq names its product adiponectin receptor 2 (gene ADIPOR2). The coding region runs from base 292 to 1452 and encodes 386 amino acids. The record is from RefSeq and is a predicted model, not a curated record. Gene Ontology annotation, biological process: adiponectin-activated signaling pathway. Gene Ontology annotation, cellular component: plasma membrane. The transcript has 8 exons. NCBI's taxonomy places the organism in Eukaryota, Metazoa, Chordata, Mammalia, Chiroptera, Vespertilionidae. Gene Ontology annotation, molecular function: signaling receptor activity.